Messenger RNA from Aspergillus japonicus CBS 114.51, 1354 nucleotides. RefSeq names its product acyl-CoA thioesterase. The transcript is spliced from 3 exons. Gene Ontology annotation, biological process: acyl-CoA metabolic process; fatty acid catabolic process. The record is from RefSeq and is a predicted model, not a curated record. Lineage: Eukaryota; Fungi; Ascomycota; Eurotiomycetes; Eurotiales; Aspergillaceae. Gene Ontology annotation, molecular function: fatty acyl-CoA hydrolase activity. The coding region runs from base 245 to 1354 and encodes 369 amino acids. Gene Ontology annotation, cellular component: peroxisomal matrix.
UUCAAGCCAAACUCCUUACAAGUAACACAUCACAUGCGCAUACUUCGGUCUUAUACCGCCGUCGCCUCCCAUCCGCACCCACCGUAACCCUCGAAUCGACAGGGAUCAGGGAUUCGUCUCCGAGAAUAUACAUACAUACCAAUCAUUACGAGCAUCAGCACCAAGCACAGCAACAUAAGCAGCAUUUCAUUCCUCACCUCUGUCUUUCUCCUUCAAUUUCAAACAUAGACAGACCGAAUUCAGAAUGCUAGAACUAUCCUACUCCGAAAGCCCCUCCUCCUUCGCGGAGCUCAUGUCCCUCCGCCGCCUGCCCGUGGAUGAGAGCCAAAUACCCUCCCCGGACAGCGCGGAACAUAUCGAACGCUUCCAAUCCCUGGCACCACCCUACCCACCGGGCGAAGCAGGUCGCGCAUUCGGCGGCCACGUCUACGCCCAAUCGGCCUACGCCGCCUCGCAGACCGUCGACAAAGGCUUCCUCAUCCAUAACGUAACCGGCACCUUCAUCCUCCCGGGCCGAUUAGACAUCCCCUACGAAUACACGGUGCGCCACCUCCGCGACGGCAAAAGCUACUGCACGCGCGCCGUCGACGCCCGCCAGGCCAACCAGAUCUGCUUCUCGGGCUUGGUCUCGUUCAAACGCGCCGAACCGCCCGCCGCCGCGCCGUUCGCGCACCAGCCCGUCAGCCCGCAGAAGCGCUACGCCGCACUUCUCACCGGGAAGAAACCCCAGGACUUUCCGGUCCAGCCCGGCGUUGACGCGGACUUCUACGUCGAGUACUGGCGCGAGCAGUGGGAGAAGCACGGCAUCCCGGAACGGGAGUUCCCCGGUCUGGAGGCGCGGAAUGUGGAUAUGCAGACCUUUAACCGGGGAGAGGAGGUGAGACGGCAGCCGGAUCGGUAUCGGCAGUUGACGUUCUAUAAGCUGAAGGGGUCGCCGGGGGAUCAGCCUGGGGCGGUGGAAGAGCUGAGGCGCAGGGAGAGGGAAGGCGAGUUUGAUAAUCUGUAUGCGUGUGCGCAUAUGUAUGCGGCGGAUAAGAAUUCAUUGCUGCUGAUCCCGCGCGCGCUGGGGAUGAAGGUGUGGGAUGCGCUGGCGAGUCUGACGCUGACGGUUGUGUUUCAUGAGCUGGGGGAGGCGGUGCGGAUGGUUGAUUGGGAUGCUGGGGCAGAGGCAGGGGCUAAGGAGCAGGGUGGGUUGCCCAAGAAGUGGUUUAUUCAGGAGGGCUGGACGCCUAGGUCCGGGGAUAGUCGCGCGAUCCAUGAGAGCUGGUUGUGGUCGCCAGAGGGGAGAUUGGUGGCGACGAGCUAUCAGGAUGGUAUGUUGAAGGUGGCCCGGGCUGAUAGGGAGAAGUUGUGA